AUGUCACGGAGAUACGAUUCCAGGACAACCAUCUUUUCCCCCGAAGGUCGACUCUACCAGGUUGAAUAUGCGUUAGAAGCCAUCUCGCACGCCGGUACCGCCCUCGGUAUCUUGGCCAAGGAUGGAAUCGUCCUCGCGGCAGAGAAGAAGGUCACUAGCAAACUGCUGGAGCAGGACACAUCUGCGGAGAAGCUCUACACACUGAACGACAACAUGAUUUGUGCGGUUGCUGGUAUGACGGCAGACGCGAACAUCCUUAUCAAUUAUGCCCGACAGGCCGCCCAGCGGUAUCUUCUCACCUACAACGAAGAGAUCCCUUGCGAGCAACUUGUCCGCCGUCUGUGCGAUCUGAAGCAAGGAUAUACCCAGCAUGGUGGUCUCCGUCCAUUCGGUGUGUCGUUCAUCUACGCAGGCUAUGACCCUCUUCGGGAGUUCCAGUUGUACCAGAGCAACCCCAGUGGUAACUAUGGUGGCUGGAAAGCAACCAGCGUGGGAGCAAACAACGCAAGCGCUCAGAGUCUGUUGAAGCAAGAUUACAAGGAGGACUGUGACCUGAAGGAAGCUUGCGCCAUGGCUGUCAAGGUCCUGAGCAAGACAAUGGACUCGACCAAGCUGAGCAGUGAGAAGAUUGAAUUCGCUACGGUGGGCAGAACGCCGGAAGGCAAGAUCUACCACCAUCUGUGGAAUGCCGACGAGAUCAAUGCUCUCCUGAAAGAGCAUGGAUUGGCCAAGGUUGAUGACGAGCCCGAGGCUGGCGAGAUUAAAUAA
Messenger RNA from Aspergillus sclerotioniger CBS 115572, 768 nucleotides. It is a transcript of the gene pre9, whose product is annotated as proteasome core particle subunit alpha 3. The transcript has 4 exons. The coding region runs from base 1 to 768 and encodes 255 amino acids. Gene Ontology annotation, biological process: ubiquitin-dependent protein catabolic process. Gene Ontology annotation, cellular component: proteasome core complex, alpha-subunit complex; nucleus; proteasome core complex. The record is from RefSeq and is a predicted model, not a curated record. Lineage: Eukaryota; Fungi; Ascomycota; Eurotiomycetes; Eurotiales; Aspergillaceae.